UAGAGAAUCGGGAUUAGGAAUUAUUUCUUGUUUAAAUGAUGAAUUGAUUUUGGAAAUUUUAGAAACUCUUGGAUUAUUAUCAACAAAAUAUCUUUUAUCAAUAGCAUUUACUAAAAAUAUAGAUAAGUGUUCAAAUUUAAGUUUAGAUGAAUUUAAUAAUAAAUAUGCUAAACCCAAUUUACCAGUAAUAAUUACAGAUAUAGUUACAAAAUGGCCAGCAUAUAAUAAAUGGUCAAUGAAAUCAUUAAAAAAAAAAUAUGGAAAUAUUAAAUUUAGAGCUGAAGCAAUUAAUAUUAAAUUAAAAGAAUAUGAAAGAUAUUUAAAGAAUAAUCUAGAUGAAAAUCCAUUAUAUUUAUUUGAUAAAAAAUUUGGUGAAAAAUGUCAAGGAAUUCUUGAUGAUUUUUGGGUACCGGAUUAUUUUGCUGAAGAUUUUUUUAAUGUAUUGGAUAAAAGACCUGAUUAUAGAUGGAUAAUUAUCGGUCCAUCACGAUCAGGUUCUACUUUUCAUAAAGAUCCAAAUUCUACAUCAGCCUGGAAUGCUGUAAUAAAAGGAUCUAAGAAAUGGAUAAUGUUCCCACCUGACAUUUGUCCACCAGGUGUUUUUACUAGUCCCGCCGAGGUUACAGCUCCAUUCUCGUUGAUGGAAUGGUAUUUAAAUUAUUAUAAAGAAGCACAGAAAUUAAAGAUAAAACCAUUAGAAGGAAUUUGUCGUGCUGGUGAAAUAAUUUUUGUACCAAAUGGAUGGUGGCAUAUGGUGAUAAAUCUGGAAGAUUCCAUUGCAAUUACACAAAAUUUUGUAGGUUCACAUAAUUUAUUAAAUGUACUUCAAUUCCUUCGUGAUAAACCAAAUCAAAUUUCUGGAUUUUCAUCUGAAUCAUGGCCAAAUCGAGAAGAAAUUUAUAAUUCAUUUCGUGAAAAAUUUCAACAAAAUUAUCCUGGAAUAUUAAAGGAAUUAGAUGAUAAAUUAGAUAAUAAAUUAGAUAAUAAAUUAAAUGAUAAAUUGGAUGAUAAAUUGGAUAAUAAAUUGGAUAAUAAAUUGGAUAAUAAAUUGAAUAAUAAAUUGGAUGAUAAAUUGGAUAAUACUAAUAAUAAUAAUAAUAACAAACCAUUGAUAUGGGAUAAAGUUAAGAAAUGUGAUGAAAAUGAAACACAGAAUAGUUUUAAAUUUGGAUUUUUUGGUUAA
Diversispora eburnea is the source of this 1183-nucleotide messenger RNA. NCBI's taxonomy places the organism in Eukaryota, Fungi, Glomeromycota, Glomeromycetes, Diversisporales, Diversisporaceae. The record is from the annotation of a GenBank genome assembly.